CGCAGUGUUCGGUUCGACGACGGACGGUUGUCGCUCGAAAACCCCAGAGUCUCGCGAGCCCCUGGCACCUUCCAAGCGGCAAUUAAUCAAUGAAGAAUUGUACAAUAGCUAGAAACACCUUUGUGCACUCUUCGAAAGCAGUGACAACAAGCCAAGAGGGCAGUGGAUGAAAGGGACUUCGUAAAAGCGCCCCAAAGUGACGUACUCGAAAGCCACGGAAAUACGGAAAACGAGUUAUGAAAAUACAAAUUGUGGCCGUGCCAUGUGAGAAUGUGUGUUGAAAAUUGUUGUUAAGAAACAAGAUUUGCGCCCGUGCCCGUGGUUGUUGUUGCUAUUGCGACCUGCGAUCGCUGAUCGACGAGCGUCAACUGAAAUUGGAUUUUCGGCGCCCCCGUGACAGUACUAGGGAAUACAGCCACUGAAACACCCAUCCCACGACAUCGCCUGACAGAUAGCGACAACUUUUGGCGCUACAUGAAAUUUUAAUUAAAAAAUCUGUCCGAAAUACGGUAGAAAUUACUUGCAGCGGCAAAAGUUUCUAUGCGAACCGGCGCAAGUAUUUAUGCGCACGAGUGUCGUCUGUGUAUCCGUCAGAUACUCGCCGUCCGUGUGUGCUGCAUCUCCAGGUGGCGUGCGCCUGUGUGAGUGCUUGAUGUGAGCAGACGUGAAAUUGGAUUAACUUUGACAGACGCACUGCGGUUUUUAAUUACCGCCGCAGAGUUUUGGGAUUAACGGCGGAGAGUCGCACCAGCUCCCCAGCUGGGCGGAAUCGUAUGAACCAGGAAAUCAACCAGAAAGCAGCUAACCCAACGGAAUGGAAAAAAUGUCAGACCACGCCGUUUGCAGAGCGUUGACGAUUUGACGCGGAGCUGUGUCUGGAAGGAAACGCGCCCGCUUUUCCGGCUCUCGAGGCGCCUCUACGCGGAGUGAGGUGCAAGCGCAGAGAAGGUCAGCCAGCAACGACCCCGAGAGGUCCCAAGUCACCCAAGAGAUUUAAGCUACGACGCACAAGAUGAGACACAACCGACUGAAGGUCCUCGCCCUGGGACUCGUCCUGCUCCUCGCAUCCUGCCGAGCGGACGGGCCGCAGCACAGUGCGGACCACGGCAUGGGCAUGGGCAUGGGUGGACACGGCCUGGACGCGAGCCCCGCGCCCGGCUACGGAGUGCCAGCCAUUCCCAAGGACCCCAACCUGCGGUGCGAGGAGAUCACCAUCCCCAUGUGCCGGGGCAUCGGCUACAACAUGACCUCCUUCCCCAACGAGAUGAACCACGAGACGCAGGACGAGGCGGGCCUGGAGGUGCACCAGUUCUGGCCCCUGGUGGAGAUCAAGUGCUCGCCGGACCUGAAGUUCUUCCUGUGCAGCAUGUACACCCCCAUCUGCCUGGAGGACUAUCACAAGCCGCUGCCCGUCUGCCGCAGCGUCUGCGAGAGGGCCCGCUCCGGGUGCGCGCCCAUCAUGCAGCAGUACAGCUUCGAGUGGCCGGAGAGGAUGGCCUGCGAGCACCUGCCCAUCCACGGCGACCCCGACAACCUGUGCAUGGAGCAGCCCUCCUACACGGAGGCGGGCAGUGGCGGCAGCUCCGGCGGGUCGGGUGGCUCGUCCAGCGGAUCAGGCUCCGGCGGCAAGCGGAAGCAGGGAGGCAGUGGCUCAGGUGGCUCCGGGGCUGCCGGUGGAUCCACCUCGACGAAGCCCUGCCGAGGACGCAAUUCAAAAAACUGCCAAAAUCCCCAAGGAGAAAAGGCAAGCGGAAAAGAGUGCAGCUGCUCGUGCCGCUCCCCACUCAUCUUCCUGGGGAAGGAGCAGCUGCUGCAGCAGCAGCAGGCGCAGAUGCCCAUGAUGCACCAUCCGCAUCACUGGUACAUGAACCUCACUGUCCAAAGGAUCGCCGGCGUGCCAAGCUGCGGCAUUCCGUGCAAGGGGCCCUUCUUCAGCAACGACGAAAAGGACUUCGCCGGCCUCUGGAUCGCCCUGUGGUCGGGCCUGUGCUUCUGCAGCACGCUCAUGACCCUAACGACAUUCAUCAUCGACACGGAAAGGUUUAAGUACCCGGAGCGGCCCAUCGUCUUCCUCUCCGCCUGCUACUUCAUGGUGGCCGUGGGCUAUCUGUCGCGCAACUUCCUCCAGAACGAAGAGAUCGCCUGCGACGGCCUGCUGCUGCGCGAGAGUUCCACGGGCCCGCACUCCUGCACCCUGGUCUUCCUGCUCACCUACUUCUUCGGCAUGGCCUCCUCCAUCUGGUGGGUGAUCCUCAGCUUCACCUGGUUCCUGGCCGCCGGUCUUAAGUGGGGCAACGAAGCCAUCACCAAGCACUCGCAGUACUUCCACCUGGCCGCCUGGUUGAUACCCACCGUCCAGUCGGUGGCCGUGCUCCUGCUCUCGGCGGUGGACGGAGACCCCAUCCUGGGCAUAUGCUACGUGGGCAACCUCAAUCCCGACCACCUGAAGACCUUCGUGCUGGCCCCGCUCUUCGUCUACCUGGUGAUCGGAACCACCUUCCUGAUGGCCGGCUUUGUGUCCCUCUUCCGCAUUCGCUCGGUGAUCAAGCAGCAGGGCGGCGUGGGCGCUGGCGUCAAGGCGGACAAGCUGGAGAAGCUGAUGAUCCGCAUCGGGAUCUUCUCCGUGCUCUACACGGUGCCGGCCACCAUCGUGAUCGGCUGCUAUCUGUACGAGGCGGCCUACUUCGAGGACUGGAUCAAGGCCCUGGCCUGCCCGUGCGCCCAGGUGAAGGGUCCCGGCAAGAAGCCCCUCUACUCGGUGCUGAUGCUUAAGUACUUCAUGGCCCUCGCCGUCGGCAUCACCUCGGGCGUGUGGAUAUGGUCCGGCAAGACCCUGGAGAGCUGGCGUCGCUUCUGGAGGAGGCUGUUUGGAGCGCCUGACCGCACGGGCGCCAACCAGGCGCUGAUCAAGCAGCGACCCCCGAUUCCACAUCCGUACGCCGGAUCAGGGAUGGGAAUGCCCGUGGGCUCGGCGGCGGGCUCCCUGUUGGCCACGCCCUACACCCAGGCGGGCGGCGCUUCGGUGGCCUCCACCAGCCACCACCACCUGCACCACCACGUUCUCAAGCAGCCGGCGGCCAGCCACGUAUGA
Messenger RNA from Drosophila biarmipes, 3091 nucleotides. RefSeq names its product frizzled-2 (gene fz2). The coding region runs from base 1013 to 3091 and encodes 692 amino acids. Lineage: Eukaryota; Metazoa; Arthropoda; Insecta; Diptera; Drosophilidae. The record is from RefSeq and is a predicted model, not a curated record. The transcript has 3 exons. Gene Ontology annotation, molecular function: Wnt receptor activity; Wnt-protein binding. Gene Ontology annotation, cellular component: plasma membrane. Gene Ontology annotation, biological process: canonical Wnt signaling pathway; non-canonical Wnt signaling pathway.